AUGGAUACAGAAAAAGAACCAAUUAGAAGAAAACGUAGAGACCUAACAUCUCGUGCAUUACCAAAGUAUCAUCUUAGAAAUUGGAGGCAAACAUUCUAUAGAACUGUUGACUCAAAAAUUCUCAAAAUUAAAGAUGAAAAGUCUCCGAAAAUGAAAAAGAGACUCUGUAGAUAUUUUAAUUAUUGGAUGGACGAUAGGAGGGAUGCAUUCAUGAAUUUUAGAAAUCAAUACCGUUUAUUGGGAAGUAUUAAUAAUCUUUGGGCAGAAAAUCAGGAAUGUGUAGUUAAUAAAUUAAAAUCAUCAAUCAGUGAUUCAUGUAAAAGAAAAGAGAAUAAAGAUAAGAAAGUUAUAAGAGAUAAAAAAAAAGUUAUCGAAGAUUUUUGUGAGGAUAAAGAGGAACAUUUACAAGAAUUAAAUGAAAAUAUAACAGAAGAGAAAUGUACAAAUUACAAUAAUUGGUUAGAUGAGAAAAAAAAAUUUUUUGUAAAUAAAAAUUGGAUUAAUGAACAAGAAAUGACAUUUGAUGAAAAUUUAGAAAUUUCUGAAAAUUGUACACUUAAUGAUAUGAAUACAUUUGUCACUAGUUUAGACUGUAUUAGAAUUAAUAAGAAAGAAAACGAUUCUUGUGAUUCUAAAAUAUCAGAAAACUGUAAUCAAUCCCAACUUUUAACUCCUGAUAGUUCAUUUGCUAAUGCAUCUGAUCAUUCUUCAAGCGAAACUAUUACAAUAAAACCAAAUGCUACUACUAAUUUAUCUACCACUACAAUAAACUCCACAACUAAAAUUAUAACUCAAAAUACAGCAAAUCCUUCAAAUGAAUCUACUACUCCAACACCAGGAUCUACACAAAAGUUAACAUCAACUAUUGCGUCUAUACAUUCAGAUCCAAAUUCACCUAUACCUUUACCUCUAAAAGCAAGUGUAUCUGAAAUCCCACAAACAGAUGUGUCUCCUACUACUCCAACAACAAGUUCUACACCAAAGGUAGCAUCAACUAAUAUGUCUACACAUUCAGAUGAAGAUUCACCUAUAGCUUUACCUGUAAAGGCAAUGAAUCCUACAGAAAAACCAGUUACAAAUGAUAUUAUUUUAACAUCUGGAAAUAAUGUCGAAUUGCCAACUGUUAGCGAUUCAAGUGAAUCUUCAAUCUCUCAUACAUUUAGAUCUACAAAUGCAGAUAUAUCUGGAAAUUCACAAAUAGAAUUGUCUCCAACUACUCCAACAUCUGCACUUAACAUCACUUUACCAUCCAAUGCUAUUCCGAUAAAUAUACCUACAAAUAUUCAAGCACCUAUAACUAAUUCCACAUCAUCAUCUUCUAACACCACUUUAAAUAUACCGCCAAUUUCUCCUACAUCUGCAAAAGUAAAUGAAACUCAACUAGAAACUAUCUUUGAAACUACUGCAUCAUCUGGAAAUACAUCCACACCUACAUCUACUAUCAUGACUGCGAAUAUAUCUACAAAUUUAUCUAUAACUUCGCACGCAAAUACAAAUUCAUCUACAGAUUUAUUUACACUUACACCUACAAAUUCAAGUAUAUCUACAACUCAAUCAACUAUACCUAGUACUAUUCUAACAUCUGAAACUAAACUACAAACAAAAAAUAUGUCUUCUCAUGUAGACAAAUCCACAAAUACAACUGGAUUUACGUUAGCUGUAUCUACAAAUACAACUAAGACUAUUUCAAGUACUAUGGUAUACAAUUCCCCUUUAAUUACUAAUAAAUCUACAUUUAAUUCAUCUGUGAAUACUUCUCUUACAAAUACAAGUUAUUAUGUAAAUGGAAACCACUCUAAUGAUAAUAUACAAAAUAUUGCAUCUAAUAACACUCUAACUGUUACUCCACUACCUGUCCAAAAUGCUACUGCAAAUGUAACAUCUAAUAACAUUCUAACUACUACUCCGAUACCUACCCAAAAUACUACUACAAAUGUAACAACUGAUAAUCCUAACACUCCCAUAUGUACAUCAAAUAUCCCUGUGUUGAUUGCCCUUUCAUUGGGUGCAUCACUUUUAUUAAUUAUUUUCCUUUUCGCUAUUCUUUAUAAGCAUAGACGUACUAGAUUUUUACCUGGUAAAGGAUCAAAGAAAAAGAAAAAAUAUACAAAAAGGAAAAAUUAUAAAGAAAGUUCAAUAAGUUAUAUAAAGACGCCUUUAGAUAUUCCAUAUGAAUUACUAGAAAGUAAUAUUCAACUGAAUAAUGUAUGUAACAAAACAAAUAAUUCAUUAUGUAAAGUUGUAUUUGAAAAUGAAAUAGAUAAUACACUUAAAGAAAAAUCAGAAGAAAAUGCAAUAAAUAUAAAAACAAAAAGUGAUAUUGCGAUAAUAAGAGAAAAAUUAAAGUGGAAGAUUAUGACAGAAAUAUAUACGAUAGUAAUAGACGAAUGUAAAAAGGAGGAAUGGAAAAAGGACAGGAAAGUAUUUUUUGAUAUAUGUUUGGAAGAAUUAAAAAAUGAAGGUAUGUAUUUAGAUAUAACAUUAGAAAAUGAGAAAAAGGAUAAUGUUACUAUUAUGUUAGAAAAAAAAAAACUUCUGUGGAAACAGUAUAAAAAAGAACAUGGAAAGAUAUUAGAAAAAUGGAAAAAGGAAAAAUGGUUUGAAAAUUUGAAGAGAGAAUGGAAAGAAGAGGAAGUUAACUAUUCGGAAAUAAUAAAACAAGAAAGGAUAAUAAAAAGUAGAGAAAAUGAUUUAAAUAAUCCUUCUAUGAAAAAACAAAAAAUAAUAUGGAGGAAUUGGGUAAAAAAGCAUAUAACGUGGUUGCAUGAUUCUGAUGACCAAAAAUGGUUUAAUGAAUUAUUAGAAAUAUACAAAAUAGAAGAAGAAAUAAAAGAAAAUAUAGAAGGAGAAGAUAGUGAAGAAGGAUAUAUUAAAAUAGAAAGAGAAGAGAAAUCAGAUAAAGAUUCAAAGAAAAACAAUUUAAAAUUGAAAUUAUGGAUUGAUGUACAUAUGAUGAUAUUAAAGGAAUGUAAAAGAGAGGAGAGAAUGAUUAUAAAAAAUGAAUUUCUUAAAACAUGCAUAGAAGAAUUGAAAACAACGAUAAAUCCAGAAGAAAUAUUGGAAACACAAAAAGAAAUAACAGGAAAUAUUAUAUUAGAAAAUAAAAAAGAAGUAUUAGAAAAAUUAAAAAGAGAAAAUUGGUUUAUUGAAUUGAAAAUAGAUUGGAAUAGCAAAGAAAAAAAAUAUAUGGAAGAGUUAAUUAAAAAAAACUUACCACAAAAUAAUGAAGAAAGAAUUAAAAAUUUUAUGAUAAACGAGCAAAAAAUUAUAUGGAAGAAAUAUUGGGAAGAAAUUAAUAAGAAAUGGAUAGAAAAUGAAAGCAUGGAAAAAUGGCUUAUAAAUUUGAUAGAAGAAAAUGUAAAUGAUAAUAAAAACAAAGUGAAAAUAAAAGAAAUAAAAGAUGAACUUGAAGAAUAUAAAGAAAAAACAAAUACGAGUAAAGAAGGACGAAAAGAAGAAGAAAAAAAAAUGAAAGACGAAGAGAUACAAAUAAAAAAUAAGAAAAAUUUUUUUACAUUAAAAAAAAAGCCAAAGUGGAAAACUAUGAUAGAAAUACAAAUGAUUAUAAUGGAAGAUUGUAAACAAAAGGAGUGGGAAUUGAACAGAGAAAAAUUUUUGAAAAUUUGUUUAGAUGAAUGGAAAGGUGACGAAAGAUUAUAUGGAAAUAUAGUAGCAAAAAAAAGUAGAAUGAAUACAGAAGAAAGUAUUAUUAUUGCAUUAGAAAGACAAAAAACGUUUUCUAGGAAAUUGAUAGAAAGACAUAAGAAGAUGAUAGAAAAAUGGAGAAAGGAAGAAUGGUUUAAUAGUUUAAUGGAGGAAUGGAUAAAAGAAGUAAAUAUACAUGUAGAAACAUUAGAUGAAAAAAAAUCCAUCGAAGGAACAAAUAACAUAGAGAAUAAUAUUACAUUAGAGAAGAAAAAUGAAAUAUGGAGUCAAUGGAUAAAGAAACAAAGAAGAUUAUUUACACAAUAUGAGAAGGAAUCAUUGUUUAAUAGGCUGUUAGACGAGUAUAAUGAGGAAGAAGAUAUGUAUGAAAGAGAAGAUGAACAAACAAAAGAAAAAAAAAAUAAUAUAGAUAACAUGGAAAGGGAUCCAAAAACAGAUAAUAUAAAAGAUGAGGUUAGUGAAGAGAUAGAGAAGAUAAACUUGAUAUCUGAAUUGUGGAUAGAAAUACAUAUGUUGAUAUUGGAUCAGUGCAAGAAAGAAGAAAUAGAAUAUAUGAAAAAAGAAUUUCUCAAAACAUAUAUAGAAGGAAAAAAUUGCUACAAAGAGUUAGAUGAACAUGAAAUAACAAAAAAAGAAAUAAAUGAAGAAGAAAAAGAAGGAAUUAUAAAUGAUAUGAUAGAGAGAAAGAAAGAACAAUGGGAAUCCUGGAAACGAGAGGAAUGGUUUCAAGAAAUGAAGUUAAAUUGGCAUAAAACAGGACAUACAAAUGAUAUAGAAGAAUCAGAUAUAUUAGAUGAUACAAAAGUGGGAAUUACAAACUUUAUAUUUGAAAGACAAGUGUUUGACAGACAAUGGCUAGAAAAACAGAGAAAUUUUUUAAAAAAAUGGAAUAAACAAAAAUUAAAAAAAUCCAUGAAAAAUCAAUAUAAAGAUGAACAAAUAGAAGAAGAAAAUGAAGAAAAUGUUCUAAAUGAUAAAUGGGAUAUUACCAUAUUAUAA
Molecule: messenger RNA, 4665 nt
Organism: Plasmodium gallinaceum
Lineage: Eukaryota; Apicomplexa; Aconoidasida; Haemosporida; Plasmodiidae
Product: surface-associated interspersed protein (SURFIN)
Exons: 2
Coding region: 1-4665 (1554 amino acids)
Source: RefSeq, a predicted model, not a curated record